This is a messenger RNA of Symphalangus syndactylus (siamang), 573 nucleotides long. RefSeq names its product adenosine 5'-monophosphoramidase HINT1-like. NCBI's taxonomy places the organism in Eukaryota, Metazoa, Chordata, Mammalia, Primates, Hylobatidae. Gene Ontology annotation, molecular function: catalytic activity. The record is from RefSeq and is a predicted model, not a curated record.
CUCCUUCCGAGCCUCUAUCCUGGCUGCUGCAUGGGAGAGAGGACGAGAUGGCAGGUGAGAUCGCCAAGGCUCAGGUUGCUCGGCCUGGUGGCAACACGAUCUUCGGGAAGAUCGUCUGCAAGGAAAUCCCAGCCAAAAUCAUUUUUGAGGAUGACCACACCUCCCCUCAAGCACCAACACAUUUUCUGUUGAUAUCGAAAAAACAUAUAUCCCAGAUUUCUGCAGCAGAAGAUGAUGACGAAAGUCUUCUUGGACACUUAAUGAUUGUUGGCAAGAAAUGUGCUGCUGAUUUGGGCCUGAAUAAGGGUUAUCAAAUGGUGGUGAACAAAGGUGCAGAUGGUGGACAGUCUGCCUAUUAAGUUCAUCUCCAUGUUCUUGGAGGUUGGCAGAUGCAUUGGCCUCCUGGUUAAGCACGUUUUGGUGAUAAUUUUCCCUUCUCUGGGCAGUGAUUAAGUUAGGCAAUUUCCAGUAUGUUAAGUAGCACACUUAUUUUUGCCUGUGUAUGGAGAGAUUCAAGAAAUAAUUUUAAAACUGCAUACAUAAUAAAAGACAUUGUUGCAUGAAAAAAAAAAA